CCUUUCUAAUAACACGCAUAUUUUAUAUUAUUUAAUUGUUUAGAAUGAUCACUUUUACAUUAUAAAACAGGGCUGUCUCUAUAUACAUAACACUUGAAAGAGAUCAUGGAUGAUAUGUUAGACUAUCAAUCCAUUGUCAUCAUAAUACUCCUUUCAUCAGUAACUCUUCUUCUAAUUCUAGCUUUCAACUUCAAAUUGAGGUCAAGAGGAAGGAAACUCCCUCCGGGUCCUUGGAGGAUCCCGGUGAUCGGAAACCUUCACCAGCUGGGCAAGUUACCUCACCGAACCCUCCGUCACCUUGCAGAGAAAUACGGCCCACUCAUGCACCUCCAGCUAGGCCAAAUCCCUGCCAUCAUUGUAUCAUCUCCUGAGGUUGCUUCCGAAAUCAUGAAAACUCAUGAUCUUGAGUUUUGUAGCAGACCUUCCAAUGUUGUCUUGAUGAAAUUCUCUUACAAUGGAUUAGACAUCUCCCUUUCAAAGUACGGUGAGCACUGGAGGCAGAUGAGGAGGCUUGCAACUUUAGAGAUAUUCAGCAUGAAGAGAGUGCAAUCCUUUAGGACUGUGAGAGAAGAAGAAGUCCAUGUCUUGAUCCAAAGUAUAAGACAAUAUUCUUGCUCUCAAGGGCCAGUGAAUCUAAGUGAGAUGUUUCUUUGUAUGACGAAUAACAUAAUAUGCAGACAAGUGUUCGGAAAAAGGUUUUCUGAGGACGGACAGUGCAAUAGAAGCAAACUCCAUGAUCUUGUUAUGGAGACGGUUGAGUUGAUGGGAGGUUUCUCUGUUGGAGAUUUCUUUCCUUGUUUGGGUUGCCUUAGUGUGAUUACUGGUUUCCAAGGAAAGAUUGAGAGGAACUUUAAGAGGAUGGAUGAAUUUUUUGAGGGAGAGAUUGAAGAGCAUUGUUUGAGUUUGAUGAAUGAUCAAGGAGUACAUGAUGAUCAAGAACAAGAAGACUUCCUUGAUGUGCUUCUUAAGUCACAGAAGGAUUCUGCUAAUCUUAGUUUUUCUCUGACCAGGGAUCAUAUCAAAGCAAUUCUCAUGGACAUGUUUCUUGCUGGAACGGACACAUCUGCCGCAACUCUAGAAUGGGCAAUGACAGAACUUAUGAGAUGCCCAUCAGUGAUGAAAAAAGCACAAGAUGAAGUUCAAGGUGUUGUAAAAAAUAAAGGAAAAGUAGAAGAAUGUGAUCUUCAACAACUCCAAUAUCUUAAGUGCAUCAUAAACGAGACUUUGCGUUUGCAUUGUAUUGUUCCGUUACUACUCCCUCGAGAAAGCAUGAAAGGGUGCAAAGUGUUUGGAUAUGAUAUCGCCAAAAACGUAAGAGUUUUAAUAAAUGCUUGGGCAAUUGCUAGGGAUCCGAAAUUUUGGGAAAACCCUGAAACUUUCAUGCCAGAGAGAUUUGAAGGAAAUGUUAUCAAUUAUAGAGGCCAACACUUUGAAUUCAUCCCUUUCGGUGCUGGUCGAAGGAUUUGUCCAGGAAUGCAAAUGGGAGUGUUUGCUGUAGAGAUUGCAUUGGCUAAUAUUUUAUAUCAUUUCAACUGGGAAUUGCCUUUUGGAAUAUGUUGUAAAGAUAUUGACAUGACAGAAACAUUUGGAAUUGUUCUUCACAAAAAAUUACCAUUGUGCCUCCAAGCAAGGCCAACAAAUAUUCUAGUUUAAAGUCAUGUAUGUCUCUAUGGUGUAACAUCGAGUCUUAUGAAUAAAAAUUAACAUUUAAUUUAUA
Molecule: messenger RNA, 1717 nt
Organism: Dioscorea cayenensis subsp. rotundata (Guinea yam)
Lineage: Eukaryota; Viridiplantae; Streptophyta; Magnoliopsida; Dioscoreales; Dioscoreaceae
Product: cytochrome P450 71A1-like
Exons: 2
Coding region: 106-1653 (515 amino acids)
Molecular function (GO): iron ion binding; monooxygenase activity; oxidoreductase activity, acting on paired donors, with incorporation or reduction of molecular oxygen
Source: RefSeq, a predicted model, not a curated record